UAAUUGGCGGUUUCGCCCUUCCGCAUAGAACAGCAGUGUGGCGAGCACAGGUUCAAUGAAUCUAUCGCGUACGGAAUAUGGAAGAGCGUUUCCUUGACCACGACAAUCGAAAAAUCGAAAAACGCGUCCCGUGUAAACAGGAGAACGAUGCGUUGUUCAGGUCGAAGGCUGCUAGCGUGGCUUGGAGUAGCGGUUCCUCUGGUUCUGGUUGGACGUUUGCUAGUGAAUCGAGGUUAUCGUUCGCCGAUCCCGGAGAUCGAUAACGACGACGACGAUGAAAACAAUAACAAUCACAACAUCGACAUCGUGGCGUUGUCGAAGCAAAGUACGACGACGAGCCGUCGCAAGGAAACGGUGACCAGGCCACCGGCGUUCGUAGCAGGCAUGUACAUGGCGGGUCAACAACCCAGGAACAAUUCUUGCAGAUGGUACCACGGUCUGCCAGACGUUAUUACGUAUCCGUCGUCGAAAGUCACCUGGAGCCCGGAAAUCGGUGAGAAGAGCCCCUACAGAGUCCUACCGUUUGUAUUAGUCGGAACCGAGGAGAGGAACAAGUUGCCCCAGGUGACCCUCUGCACGCACGCCACUGCAGAUCAUGUCUAUGGGAUCGUGGAGUUGGUCAGGAGAUGGGAGGGACCAUUGAGUCUGGCCAUUUUUACACCUGGCCUCGACGCUGGUACCGCCGUUGCUCUCCUCGAUCGGGCCUGUCGAUGCGAACCCGAAAUGUACAAGGUAUCCGUGCAUCUGGUGUUCCCGACGAGUCGUCCACCCACGCUGGGCCAAAGUACUCUUGCCCAGGGUGAUUGCGCGGCGUCCGACCUCCAAAGAGGCGCAGCCGAAACCGAGAGGAAACGGAUAGGCAUGAGUUAUCCCAUUAACGUGGUUAGAAAUGUCGCGAGAAUGCAGGCGAAUACCAGCCGGGUGCUGGUGACGGACAUUGAACUUUUGCCGAGCGAGAAACUGGCAUCCAGUUUCAUGGAAAUGGUGCGCGGAAAGUCGCCGAAAAAAGGAAUUGUCUUCGUUCUGCCAGUUUUUGAGAUCGAAUCACGUAGACAGCCGCCUUCGACGAAAAAGCAGCUGCUGUUAGCUACCAAGGCUGGCACAGCCGUAUAUUUUCAUAGAUUUCUCUGCUCACAUUGCCAAAGAUUUCCUGGUCUUACUAGAUGGAUGCUUAGACCAGAUCCAGGCAAAGUCAGACCACUUAUUAUUACCAAAAGGGAGUACCCUCAUCAUAGGUGGGAGCCAGUUUUUAUCGGAACUCGCGACGAUCCUUUUUAUACCGAAGAUAUGUCUUGGGAAGGCAGACAAGAUAAAAUGACGCAGAUGUUCGAGAUGUGUCUUCUCAAUUAUCGCCUGGUCAUACUAGACGGUGCCUUUUUAGUUCAUACACCAGGUAUCAAACGGAAAACUGUAAAAGUUGACGUAGCGAAGCAAGAAUUCUUGAAACCGCACGAAAGGAGAAACGCUCGAGUCUAUCAGCGUGUAAUUAAACAAUUAUUGAAACAGUAUCCCCCUAAUCACAAGUGCUUGCACUGAUAUACAGAUUUAAUCGGAGAUAAACAUUGGUGGGUCAAUCGAAGUUACUUUGAUACUGGAUACAGAAUAGUUUUUUAAUGCCUAAUAUACAAAAGUUAUCACACAGUUUUAUUAAUAUCAUUAUUUUUACAAAAUACAUAUGGAACAUAAUAUAUUUUAAUUCGGUAAUAAAAACGGAUUCCUAUUAGAUAGGAAAUAAAUUGAAAGGAUACGCUUACACAAACAUAUGUAAUUUAAAUGUAAAGUAUGAUAAGUAAAUAAUAAAUGAUUACUACGAACACACCAAUGAAAUUCGCCUGGAUAUUGUUUACAUUUAUGUAUCUGAAGAAAUUGAUGUGUACAAAAAUUUAAUUACAUUUAUUAUGACAUUAUAUUUGUUUAAUACAAAUAAUAAAUUAUUAACAAAUGA
Megalopta genalis is the source of this 1945-nucleotide messenger RNA. Its product is annotated as beta-1,4-glucuronyltransferase 1. NCBI's taxonomy places the organism in Eukaryota, Metazoa, Arthropoda, Insecta, Hymenoptera, Halictidae. The record is from RefSeq and is a predicted model, not a curated record.